Molecule: messenger RNA, 1696 nt
Organism: Megalops cyprinoides (Indo-Pacific tarpon)
Lineage: Eukaryota; Metazoa; Chordata; Actinopteri; Elopiformes; Megalopidae
Product: G-protein coupled receptor 87-like
Exons: 2
Coding region: 123-1184 (353 amino acids)
Biological process (GO): G protein-coupled receptor signaling pathway
Cellular component (GO): membrane
Molecular function (GO): G protein-coupled purinergic nucleotide receptor activity
Source: RefSeq, a predicted model, not a curated record
UUAACCAUAGUACUGAUUUGGAUGAUGCAUUUAUGCUUUCCUUGGAAAAGGUGUGAAUCAACAGGGUCUCAGUUGCUCAAUCACAGGACUCCGGGAUUGUUCUGCUACGCUGGAAUGAGGACAUGGCUUCCUGUGAAGAAACAAACAAGACGAACAUGAGCUUUAACAUGACCGUGGAGGUAAGCUCAAGCAACCGCACAUCACAGGAGACCAUGGUGUUCACAGUGGUCUUCCCUGCCCUGUACUCCAUUCUCUUCAUGGCGGGACUGGUGCUGAACUCCCUGGCUGCCUGGAUCUUCUUCCAGAUCCGCUCUCGCAGUAGCUUCAUCCUCUACCUCAAGAACAUCACAGUGGCCGACCUGCUAAUGACACUGACCUUUCCACUGUCGGUGGUCACCGAGGCCAGGCUGGGGCCCUGGUGGCUGGACACCUGGGUUUGCCGCUACUCUGCCGUGCUCUUCUACACCAGCAUGUAUGUCAGCAUCCUGUUCCUCGGCCUCAUCAGCCUGGACCGCUACCUGAAGAUCGUGCGGCCCUUCGGAGACUCCUGCUUCUACAGCUACACCUUCACCCGGGUGCUCUCGGCAGGAGUCUGGAUGGGCAUGGCAGCCCUCUCGCUGCCCAACGUUAUCCUGACUAACGGCACUCCCAAGCAGCAGCACGCCAACAACUGUACUGGCAUGAAGAGCAAGCUGGGCCUGCAGUGGCACGCUGCCAUCUCGUACAUCAACAUCUGCAUCUUUGCCAUAGUGCUGGUCACCCUGGUGGCCAGCUACAUCUCCAUCUACCGGCACGUCCACCGCUCCAACGCCCAGUUCGUCAGCUCGGCCGAGAGCAAGCGCUCGCGGCCCGGCCAGAACAUCUCGGUGGUGCUGGUGGUGUUCUUCGUGUGCUUCGUACCCUACCACCUGUGGAGGAUCCCCUUCACUCUGAGCCAGAUAGACAAGCACUUCAGUCGGACGGGGGAAGAGGUGCUGAUGUACGGGAAGAAAGCCACGCUCUUCCUGUCCGCCUGCAACGUCUGCCUGGACCCUGUCAUCUACUUCCUCAUGUGCAAGUCUUUCACCCGCCGGCUCAAGGCGCAGCUGGGUAUCAUUCGCACCUCCACCUUCAGUGACUCCGGCUCACAAACCAUGAGGACACAGGUGCGCCGAUUUCGGGAGUACGCCCCCACAGACAGCUGAGAGGAUCUGACCCCUCCCCCUCCUCAGACACUGCCAACACACUUAGAAAGGUCUAUUUGUAUUUUGGGUACUGACAGAAGCAAGGGCGCCAAAUUUGCACAACCAGAGACCAACUGGUUUUGUCUCUAUCUAUUCCCUCAUGCCCUCAGCAACACUGACCACUGGCUCCGGCUCACCCAAAGGACCUGCUCCAUUGCAGUGUAGUCUCACCCUCAGCUGGGUCACUUUCUUGUCUCAGUAAACUGCAGAAACACACAAACUACAAUGCCUCACUACUUCUGCUUCCUGAGGGAAUCCCAUAAAAACACUCAAAGGGCUGUGUUACAGCGUGUCAGGGUGAAUGCACAUUUGUCAGUGGUAUGUUUCAUUCCUUGGAGUAGGCACAGAGUAACUGCAUCUAACUAGUUUUACAUAUAAUGACAGUCUUUCCAAAUCUGCAGAAAUGAGUUUUAUUGAGUCCAUUAAGGAUAAUGGAUGAGUGAUAAAAGGUUAUUCUGGGACCGCUCACACAC